AUGGAGUUUGGUCCAUUUGAUUCAUUUAUAUUGACAUUGGGGAUUAUACAUCCUUCCUAUAGGGCAUGGGAAGAGGAUCAUUCUGACGCCUUUAAAGGGCGUCAGUGUGUGCGUACAUUAGAAACCAUGUGGCAUGCCCAUCCUAGAAGCAUUCUGUGGAUUCAACGAGUAGGGUUCUAUCCACUGUACCAGAUUCAGUAUAUUCGCUUAGACCAUCAUUUAAUUAGUGCAUUGUUAGAGCAUUGGAGGCUUGAGACACACACAUUUCAUUUUCCUUGUGGUGAGGCAACGAUAACGUUGCAGGAUGUUGCAAUCAUCACAAGAUUACCUAUUGAUGGUGACGCUGUUACGGGCACGAUGCAGCAAGACUGGGAGAUGAUGUGUCAAAACCUACUCGGAUGCAACCCCCCCACUGGCUGGAGCAGACGAAAUGGCGCGUCCUUGUCUAUGACAUGGAUGGACUGGAACUUACCUGAUCUUCCUGAUGAAGCAUCUAAGGAGGUCGUAUUGCAGUACGCUCGAGGGUACAUACUACGUCUAAUGUGCGGCUUGUUAUUCGUGAACAAGUCGCAACAUUAUGCGUCGUUGAUGUUCCUCCCUUUGUUGAGUGACUUGGAGAGGGCGUCGACGUAUAGCUGGGGUGGCGCUGCACUUCCAUGGCUGUACAGAGAUGUGCCAAGUUGGUUGUGUACAGACACAAUCAAUUGGAGGUGCGCUAUUCCUCCUGCAGGUUUGGGCAUGGGAGCGCAUGCCCUUUCUUACUCCAAUUAG
Malania oleifera is the source of this 771-nucleotide messenger RNA. RefSeq names its product serine/threonine-protein phosphatase 7 long form homolog. Gene Ontology annotation, biological process: meristem development; meristem maintenance. The coding region runs from base 1 to 771 and encodes 256 amino acids. The record is from RefSeq and is a predicted model, not a curated record. The transcript has a single exon. NCBI's taxonomy places the organism in Eukaryota, Viridiplantae, Streptophyta, Magnoliopsida, Santalales, Ximeniaceae.